UUUAGAUGGGUUUCCUAAUUUGCUUUUGGCUAACUCUGAGAUUGUUCGUAAUGGAACGUGCAGCCAAGCAACUAUCAGCACAUUAUCAACGAGUUGUUUUAAAAAGUCAAGAUUUUCAAACUAGUCGAGACUCAACUCCUCUUACUCGCUUUCAGAAGUCAUUGCCAACUGUCCUGAGGUUUCGUAAACGAAAUGAUAAGGAAGAUGGAAAUAAUCUCUUGUUAACUCCUUUCUUAAACAUGGCGGACGGUUCGCAGACACAUGCUAGUUAUAAUGCUGCUAUUUAUGGCCCUGGUGCAUCUUUCGGAACUGUGGACAAUAGUGUUUAUAGACGAUUCACUAAAUUUAUGCAUUCUUUAUGCGUAAAGUAUUGGAUUGUCGUUUGCUGUCUGAGUAUGCUGUUAGUUUCCGUUCAACAGCCUGUCGUUGUAUUUCGUAUUGUUUACAUGGUCAUGCUGAUUUACUUCAUGUUAAUUUUUCAGAUAAGUUAUUCUGUUUGGCGUCGUCAAAUGUUAUGUUUUUGGUGGGUCAUAGUUGUAUACUCUAUGGCGAUGCUACUGUGUAUUUAUACUUUUCAAUUCAAUGAGUCACCCAGUUUCUGGCAGAAUAAACUACACCUUUCACCUGAGAUCUUAAAAGCGUUUGGAUUAGAAACGUUUGAAAGUGCAGCUCUUUUCGAACGUUUAUUAACACCAGUCGUAUUCUUAGUUGUUAUAAUUUUACAAGUGCAUUACUUUCAUGUACCAUUCCUUAAGGCAUCUGCGUUAAAUCGUUUUCGAUUGCCUCAAAUUUCCAAGGCUUCUGUCAAUUCACGAUCUGGCAUUUCUGACGAUCACUGUUCAAAUACAUCCAUUUCUCAGAGCAGUAACAUUUCCAAUUUUAUUGAAGAUGUGAAUUCAGCGUUUCAAAUAGUUGUUUCAAAAUUAUACUGUUGGGCUGUUAGUCUUACAAAUCAUUGUUGGCGUUUUCUUGAAAUACACUGGAUUAAAAUUGUUGGAUUAGUGAUAGUUCUCACCUGUACAAAUGAAGUUUCCGCUACGAAUAUUAUCCCUCUUAUAUUUCUCGUCGUUUGUUUCCCUUUUCCAUAUCUUCAUGGAUUUAUGACAACAUUUGUUUUCAUCUGGACUAGUAUUCAAAUACUUUGUAAGAUGACUUUCCAGUUAAGUGCUGUCAACUUUAACAUAUCUUCAGCGUCUUGUGUAAAGCUUCAAAAUUCCACUACAUUGGAUCCGACUAACUGGCUUGGUUUUAAAAAAGUCGACAACUUUCGUCAGUAUAUUAUGCCAUAUGGUGCGUUACUGGUUGUCAGUGUAAUCUGGCAUGCUGUAGCCUAUAGACAACGUCAGUUUUAUAACAAUGAUAAAAUCACUCGUCCAGCUGAAGGAGUUGUAUUUCCUGGUGUUACAAUCAACUCUAUGGGUUAUGACUUAUUGAAUGUCGUGAAGUUUGCUUUUAAUUAUGGAUUCUAUAAAUUUGGUUUGGAGCUUUGUCAUUGUAUCACCGUUGUCACUACAUGUGCACGUGUCGAUGCUUUCAGUGUGUUAUACUUGUUGCUGAUGUUAGUGUUUUUAUUCUCUCCACGACGAGUAUGUGCACGUCUAUGGCCUUCUUAUAUGAUAAUCCUAGCAGUACUUAUACCAAUACAAUAUGCCAGUUGUAUUGGUCUACCACCCGGAUUAUGUUUGAGUUAUCCUUGGCAUACAGAAUCGAUAGAGAUUAACAAUCUUCUUCAAUGGUUGUAUUUACCGAGUGACUUUGGUUCACCGUCUGCUUAUAAACUGACUGCGGACUUCUUUCAGUUCGCUGCAGUGGCUUUACAAUAUCGUGUUUUCAAAAUCGAACAACGUCCUGAUUCAGAGAGAUAUGAUGGUGGUUCGAACCGUCCAGUCCUAACUAAUGAAUUACCUAAUGAAGGAGAUCGUGACUUCGUCAGCACUAAAGAAUCUUAUUUAGAUUAUAUGCGUCAUCUUAUUUUCUAUUGGUCUUAUUGGGUCAGUUUAGCUGUUGUUCUUGUCACAGGAGUUGUAUGGAUUACAUUAUUCUGCUUAGGUUAUAUGAUUUUAAGCUUCAUCUAUCUGUGGAUGGGAUUGAAUGUUUUGCUAAGAGAACGACCUAAUUUAGUCAAUUCAUGGAAUGUAAUUAUUGGGUAUAAUUUCUGUGUUAUUCUGGCCAAGUGUAGUCUUCAACUUAUGGGUUGUGUUUUUCGUUCUCGAAUGGCUAAUCAUUGUUGGCUUAUACAGUUGUUCGGUGUUCAAUGCAUGAACCCAUUAUCAUGGAAUCAUUUCAAUCUACCUCCUGGACAUGAAACAUCAUGUGCUACUGUGUCAAGUGGUUUACAUUGGGAUAUUGUAUGCUUUAUAUUUAUUUUAUUCCAACGAAAAGUGUUCACAUCACAUAGUUUUAGUCAUGUAUUACUUGAUUUACAAGUUCAAAGUCGAUUUGCUUCCCGUGGUGCUUACCUAAUCAAUCGUAAAUUAAUGUUAGCUAUUCAUGAACAAGCAAUGGAAGAACAACAUACUUUAGCCAAAGUACAACAAAAACUCAAUCUUAUUCAACAACGUCAAGCAGCAUUUGGACGUAGUAAUGCUAAUAUUACUGAACAUUAUAUAAUGCUUCGGUCUGGUGAUUAUUACCUAUUUGAAGGUGAUCCCGAAGAGGAUGAUGACUUCGUUAAUCGUCAAACGCCUAUAGGUGAACAUGAUAGUGAUCACUCGGCGAAAUACGAUUCAAGUCCACCCCCAUCGGUGUUACGCUCACGAGACAAUAAAGAGAGUUUAAAAUUACGGAAAACAGCUGCCAGCCAAGAGAUUGAUAGACAAGCCACUGUUCCAAAUAGUCGUAUUAAAUCUCAAGUUACUUUAGUUCGAAAUGGAAAGAAUUAUUUACGAGAUAUUUGGCCAAGUAUUGAUCCAAAUAUCUUAAAUAUCCUGUCUAAUUACAAUGAUCCUUAUAGUACCAUCAGAAAUGAACGCCGUCACAUUCGCCCAACGUCUAAUAGUAGGAGUGCUAUUGACUCAGAUCGCUCUCAUGAACAUCCUAAGCGUAUUGACACACAUCAAGAUCGUACCCAUUCUGGAUUUGUCUUAGGACAUCGUCGUAUGCGAUCUCACCCUGAGUUUCUACGUCAACAGUUUGGUGUCAACGAAAAAAGUUCCGCCGUAUCUAUAAAACCAGAUGAACCUGAGGCUUCAGGUAGUAAAAGUAUCGCUUUACGUUCUACUCAAACAUCGUCGCCGUUUUCUGACAAAUCUGCUCUUCGGUCCACAGAACGUCGAGAUCUGAAUUCGUUCGCUGUUCGCCAUCGCCCUUACGAAACCCAUAGACGGUUAUUUUCAGCAUCUGAAGCUAUCUUUGCCAAUAAAGAUCGUCCUAGUAGUCCUGAGAAGAACACGGUUAUCCAAAAUACGACCCGAGGUCAUCGGAAAACAAAGUCAUCGCUAUCAAAACCAAGUGCUAAAACCUAUGAGACUUCUCAUAUUCAGCACCCCAUUAUUGAAAGUAAGAUAACGCCGGGAAAUAAUAAUAAUGAGGAAAACUCUGAAAUCAUUCCAACAGUAAUAGAUAACAGUAGAUCUGAAAAAGUAGAUGCUCCUUUUACAGCGACUCAUUCCGAUAACAUAAUCACUAAAUCCCCAAAAUCUGAGUUUCAAAAUAACAACAGUCAAAAGAAUUUCAGUUAUUCAUAUUUCGACGAUGGUCAAGAAGCAGAUAGGGAUAGUGAUGAAGAUGAUGAUGCUAAUCCUCCAUCAACUUCAAAUUGUAGAUUAAAUCCUAUUCAACUAUUGAACAGAGCUAUGGAACUUGGUGCUCUUUCAGCUGUGAAACAGUAUAGACGUAGUUUACAUGCUCACUCUCAUGGUGGUACGCGUCAGCGGGAACAGACUGAUAAUGUUCCAUGUCAUUUAUCUACUGAAAGUCACGAUGGUUCAUCGGCUGAUCAAAUGAUGCAACCUUCAACCAGUAUGCAUCAGAUCAAUACCGAUUCUUUUCACAAUCGUUCACUUAAAGAUACAAAUUUUUCCAAUCAAUCUAAAGAACGUAAACGAGCUAGUCGCUUCCCAACAAAAUCUGGCCUAAAGAAACUUAGUAUACCUGAUUUUUAUUCUAGUUCAAGACAACCUGAAGUUCAUUUUUCCAAUAGAUUAUAUAAGAAAAACUAUUCUCCAUUGAUUGACAACGAAGCAAAUCUUAAUGAAUAUUGUAAUUUUGAUCCUUCGGAUAAUUAUGAUACACAACUAUCAAUCUCUGAAUAUGUACCUAUAAAAACUAAAGAUGGUAGAUUGAAUUCAUCAUUUCCUGAAAAUGAUUUAGUCGACUCGAAAGUCAUAAACAAAGAACGAAAUAAAUAUAAUUUGAAAGGCAAAUCAGAUUAUAUUCCAUUAGUCGCAAAACAAACUGAAGAUAUAGAAUUGAAUAAUCUAAUUUUAAAUCAAUCUAAUCAUGAUACUUCAUCGUAUGUUAUGAUGAAUAAGAAAAAUUUUGAUAAUAAUCAAAUAGCUGUAUUAAAAAAACCAAUUCCAACUACCAAUGCAUCAUGUAAAUUUAUUGCUAAUAAUUUCUCAUCUGAUCUCAAUGACAAUUGUCAUGCUAGUUCUCAAGAUAAAUUACGCAGACAUUCUGUUCAUCAACAUGCUGAAAGUUGCUGGAGCAAGUUUAAAGCUUCUUGUUUAAUAGCAUAUAUGUUUUUCUUGAGUUCUGUGGAUAGUUUAAUAAGAUUUUUAAAUGGUCUCACUCGUCAAUAUCGUCGUAUUCGCAGAACUAUUGACCAAGAAAAACGUUUAGUUAAACGUCGAGUAAUUUCAAGUCUUCCAUCCUCAAAUGAACAAUCAAGAGUACAACUAGAAGCAGCUGUUUUAGAAAUUAUCUCUACAACACCUGAACGUCAAUUAUCUUUAUUUAAUCCUCAACUUAUCGACUCGAAUCUACUGAAUAAUGAGAAACGAUCAAGUGUUAUAUCAAAUUAUUUAAUACGAAAUAAUUCAUUCGAUAAUAUCGAUAAUAACACGAUAACCACUGAAUUACAAGAUCAUGAACGUGAAAAAGCAUUUCGUCAAUCACGUUCUUAUGGAUUUUUAUUAUUAAUAGCUGUUGGAAAUUUAGCCAUAGUUUAUUCAGAAUUAUUUUGUUAUUUUCUUUUAAUAUUUAAUCAUAUGCGUUCAGCUUCAUUAUUAUCAUUACCAUAUCCUUUAAUGGUAUUAUUAUGGGGUAUGUUGUCUGUACCGCGGCCAACAAAAACAUUUUGGAUAUUUUUAAUUACUUACACUGAGAUCGUGAUUGUUAUAAAAUAUAUAUUUCAAUUUAAAUUUUUCUAUUUCAAUGAUGCUACAUUAAGACCAACUGAAUCCACUGAACCAUUAUGGUUACCUCGUAUCAUUGGUGUCGAUAAAAAUGAUGAUUAUGCUGUAUUUGAUUUAGUACAGUUAAUUAGUUUAUUUUUACAUAGAGGUUAUUUAAAAAAUAAUGGUCUAUGGCGUGAUGACACCGAAUUCACACGUGAUCUUGAAUUAAUUGUACAAGAAAAUAAAGCAGCUCAGUUAUCUUAUUCAAAGCAAGGGUCAAGUUCACGACAAUUAGCAUCACCUGGUAUCUAUCUGGCAAAAUCAAAAUCAGAUCUUGGCAAAGAUGAUGUACUACAUACCAGUGGUCAUAAUAUACUUGUUCAACAAUAUCCUCAAACUUCACACUUUCCAUCUACAACUAGUGGUAGUAAUGGCAUAAAUUGGAAUCCAUUGGUAAAACUCAAAAAAUUCUACCUUAAAAUGACUGAUCCACGAUACAAUAAAAAAGUUGAUGUUUAUAUUUACAUGUUUCUUUGUGAAUUUAUCGCUUUUUGGAUUAUUAUCUUUGGUUAUGUAUCAUUUGGACCAAGUACUGGAAUGGGUGAUAAUGCAUUUGAAUUUCUAAAAUCGAAUAGAAUCCCCCUACCGUUUAUAUCAAUGCUUCUUGUACAAUUCAUAUUUAUUAUCAUUGAUCGAGGUUUAUUCUUACAGAAACGUGUGCUUGGGAAAUUCAUCUUUCAAAUUAUUCAUGUUGUAUUAAUUCAUGGAUGGUUGUUCUUUAUUUUACCGCAUAUUACAAGAUCCCCAUUUACUUCCGGUCUGGCACCUCAAUUGUUAUAUUUGAUUAAAUGUGUAUAUUUUUCUCUGUCCGCCUAUCAAAUUCGCAGUGGUUAUCCUCGACGUAUAUUAGGAAACUUUUUGACUAAAAACUAUAAUUACAUCAAUUUAGUUUUGUUUAAAGGAUACUUGCUUCUUCCAUUCUUGUACGAACUACGAAAUGUAAUGGAUUGGAUGUGGACUAGUAGUGCUUUAUCGUUAUAUCAUUGGAUGGAAUUGGAAGAUGUUUAUUCGAAAAUAUUCAUUCUAAAAUGUUGGCGACGUUCAGAGCUGGCUUAUCCUACACCAAGAGGACAAAAUCGUGAUACCAGUAAAAAAGCAUUAACUGGUGGUCUAUUACUACUAUUCUUUUUCAUUUGUUUUUGGGGUCCGAUGGCAUUGACUUCAUUUAUUGGUGCUACAUUCGAUGUGAAUCCGCCGGUGUUAUGUACUUUCAGUUUUUCAUUUGGAGGUUUUCCGCCUACAUUCGAAUUUACUUCACGUGAAGGAAAUAUAUUUACUGUGAAUUCAUCUGAAUUGAGCAAAUUUAUUCGUUGUCAUGAAAAAGACAAGCAAACAUUUGGAUUUUUACAUAAUUUCGAAUGGAAUGAUUUACGUUAUAUAACAAUUGAUGGUUUUUCUGGCAAUAUAUGGGCUAUCACACCACCAUCAUAUCAAGCAUUAUUAAUGAAAUUAAGUUCUCCUGAUUCAGAUUUACUAUUACAUUUUCAUAUGAAAUGUCGCAGAUCAACAAAAGAAAUUCAAUCAAGUCAUACAUCAGUUGAAGAUAUAUUUAGUCGUAAAUUGUCACCAUCGGAAAAAUUACAAUUACUUAAGGUGUUAAAUUCAACAAAUCCCAUUUUUCCUUCAUCAAAUUAUCAUAAACAUUCCAUGCAUAGAACACCUGCAAGUAUGACGAAUAAUAACAAUAGUAUAUCCAUGGCAUCACAUCACUCUCCAAUUGAUCCAGUCAUAUUGAAUUCUGUAUUGCCAAGAUAUGUUUUACUUAAAAAAGAUAAACUACGUGGUGCAUAUGCUUUUCUUGGUAAUCCACAAACUUAUGUAAAUGUUAGUUUUCAUAUACAUCAAGAUUUAGUAAGUCAUCAAGCAUGGUGGGAAUUAAAAGAGACAAUUAAUAAUAGUCUGUCAUCUGAUCCUUGUUUUGAAGUAAUUCGACAUCCAACAUUAAGUAGUAAUGCUGUGGAAGCGAAUGUUUUGUCAGUUCUCACUUUCAAUGAACGUGUAUCCGAUAGUUUAUUUGGUAAAGUAUUCAGCAACUAUGGUAUCAUUGGUAUGUAUGCUGCAUAUAUCUUUCUGGCUAGUCGUUUACUACGUACUAUGUAUAGUAAUAUUUCUUAUGUGAUUCGUCUUGAAGAACUACCUCAUGUGGAUCGUAUUUUAAAUUUAUGCCAUGAAAUUUAUCUUGUACGUGAAAAUAAUUUAUUAUUAUUAGAAGAACAAUUAGUGGCAAAACUAUUCUUCCUUUAUCGUUCCUCGGAGACUAUGAUUAAAUGGACUAGACAUCCAAAACGUAUUAUUGACAGAUUUACAAGUAAACCGACUGCUAUCGGUACAUCGUCACAAGAUGCGCCUAGUAGUUCUCAACCACCACCACCAGCAGCAGCUCAUCAUCAUCCUCAUCCUCCACCUCCUUCUUCCAGUGGAUCAAUGUAUCCUUCAACGAGUACCGAAAAUAGAAAUAUCAAUCAUAGAACCAAGUCUCAUAUUCAUUCUAGGCGUAUGCAUAAUUUAACUGAUGAGAAUAAUUAUCGUUUACCACUACUACCACCACCACAAGCAUCAUCAACAACAACACCAGCAACAACACCACUACCAUCAUCGUCACAACAUCAACAACCAUAUCAUGACAAUCAUUAA
This is a messenger RNA of Schistosoma turkestanicum, 7973 nucleotides long. Lineage: Eukaryota; Metazoa; Platyhelminthes; Trematoda; Strigeidida; Schistosomatidae. The record is from the annotation of a GenBank genome assembly.